Messenger RNA from Cuculus canorus (common cuckoo), 14515 nucleotides. RefSeq names its product GRB2 associated regulator of MAPK1 subtype 1 (gene GAREM1). The transcript has 6 exons. Gene Ontology annotation, molecular function: proline-rich region binding. The coding region runs from base 250 to 2895 and encodes 881 amino acids. NCBI's taxonomy places the organism in Eukaryota, Metazoa, Chordata, Aves, Cuculiformes, Cuculidae. The record is from RefSeq and is a predicted model, not a curated record. Gene Ontology annotation, biological process: cellular response to epidermal growth factor stimulus; epidermal growth factor receptor signaling pathway.
GCACUUUCCUUUUCGGCGCGGGGAGGAGCGGCAGCUGCGCAGGCGUUCCUCGCACCCUGUUGAUUACUCAGUGCUGGGAUGGCGCUUCCUGGGCCAGCGGCGGCGCCGGGCGGCCCCGGGCGGUCCCGGGGGGCGGCGGGAGCAGCCGGGCUGCCUUCCCCUUCUGCCUAGCACGGCAUGCCCCGGCGCUGAGCGAGCCUCCAUCCCUCCCUCCCUCCGCGGCGGUGGGAGCUCCCCGGCUCCGGGAAGAUGGACCCGCCGCUGGGCUGCAGCCUCAAGGAUGUGAAGUGGAGCGCGGUGGCUUUGCCCUUGGACCUGCUCGUCAGCACCUACCGCCUCCCGCAGCUCGCCCGGCCGGACAGCGGAGAAAGCAUAGAAGGCCUUCGAGAGAGCGAUUAUCUUCUGAUUCAUUCAUGUCGGCAGUGGACAACAAUUACAGCUCACAGUCUGGAGGAGGGCCACUACGUCAUAGGGCCAAAGAUAGAAAUCCCUGUACAUUAUGCAGGGCAGUUUAAGCUGCUGGAACAAGACCGAGAUAUUAAGGAGCCAGUGCAGUAUUUUAACAGUGUGGAGGAGGUGGCUAAAGCAUUUCCUGAACGAGUUUACGUCAUGGAGGACAUAACGUUCAACGUUAAGGUGGCUUCAGGUGAAUGCAAUGAAGAUACUGAGGUUUACAACAUUACCCUUAGUACUGGGGAUGAGCUUACUUUAAUGGGGCAAGCAGAAAUCCUUUAUGCAAAGUCUUCUAAGGAGAAGUCGCGACUCAACACCAUCUUCAAAAAAAUUGGGAAACUUAAUUCAAUUAGUAAGCUAGGCAGAGGCAAAAUGCCCUGCCUUAUCUGCAUGAACCACAGGACCAAUGAAAGCAUCAGUCUCCCCUUCCAAUGUAAGGGCAAGUUUAGCACUCGCAGCCCACUGGAGGUGCAGAUGCAAGAAGGUGAGCACACAAUUCGCAAUAUAGUAGAAAAGACCAGACUGCCUGUUAAUGUGACUGUGCCGAGUCCUACACCAAGAAACCCUUAUGACCUGCAUUUUAUCCGUGAAGGGCACAGGUACAAGUUUGUCAACAUUCAAACCAAGACUGUGGUGGUUUGUUGUGUGCUUCGUGGCAACAAAAUUAUUCCCAUGCAUUUUCCCUUGCACUUGACACUUCCAAAAUUUAUUCUACCCGACAGUUUGGUGAAGGGGGAGCCAUGGCACGAAUCUCUCAUCCAGCACUGGUUUAAUAUAUGCCAGGAACAGUUUGACAUAGAUGAGUAUUCCCGUGCCGUGCGAGAUGUGAAAACUGACUGGAAUGAUGACUGCAAGAGCCCAAAGAAGAGCCGAUGCACAGGGCACAGCCAUGUGCCAAACUCCCUCAGCUAUGCACGGGAUGAGCUUACACAGUCCUUCCACCGGCUUUCAGUGUGUGUCUAUGGAAACAACUUGCAUGGGAAUAGUGAAGUGAACCUCCACGGCUGUAGAGACUUGUGUAAUGAGUGGGCCCUAUUUUCUCACGAUGCUCUUCAGUAUCAGGAGUCUGGUGACAGUAGCAGCGAUUACCUUUUUCCUGAAGUUAGUGAAGAAUCGAUGUUUCUGCCUACAAAACCAGAGCUUCCUUAUGAAGAGCUAUGGUUGGACCAAGGGUCUGGAAAGGCUGGUGACCAGCCUCUCACUCGCUCACUAAGUGAGAAGAACAAAUGUGACAACUACAGAGGGUCUUUCCGAUCAAAGUGUGGUACUGCAUCUCUUCCUAUGCCUGCAACUGUUGGAGCAAACACAAAGUCUUCAGAUGUUUCCCUACCUCCACCUCCAGUGCCUCCCAAAUCAGAAGCAGUAAAAGAAGAAUGCAGGCUCCUGAAUGCUCCCCCCGUCCCACCACGGAGUUCAAAGCCGUCCUCUAGCAGUCCUUCCAUCCCUCCUCGCACAGUCAAACCUGCACGACAACAGACCCGCUCUCCUAGCCCUACUCUGUCUUACUACUCAUCGGGACUGCACAACAUCAAUAUCACAGAGGGUGACAACACCAACCCGACUGAGAGCACACCUGUCUCCUGCUACCCAUGUAAUAGGAUGAAAACCGAAUCCAAAGACCCUGAAAGCACGAUGCCUUUGGGGAGCCCCUCAGCUGAAGCUCUGCCUUCAAGGUUAUCUUGGCCAAACCACCUUUCAGGAGGUGCCGAAGACCUGAACAGGAGCGAUUUCCUGCUUGAACCAAGCAGGAGCUAUAGUUACCCCAGACAGAAGACUCCAGGCACACCAAAGAGAAACUGUCCAGCACCUUUGACUUUUGACUUCGAUGGGUGUGAGCUGCCGGCGGGAUGCUCCCCGCUGACUUCGGCAGAGUUCACGAACACCAUCUCUAGCUGUCCAAAGUCGGCAAGCUACUCUCUAGACUGCACUGAUGAGAAAGCUCUGGGAGUGAGCAAUGCAAAGCAGAGCCAUUCGUGUCCUGCCUUACCUCCUCGGGCACCGAAGACGAGUGAAGAGAAACCGGUUACAGACAUGUGUCCCUUGCCACUGAAAAUAGAUGGUGCUGAGGAGGAGUUGAAAUCUGAUUCUCCAGACCUCUUGGAAGAUCAGUAUCUCGUUAAAAAGGGCAUGCAGGAUACGUUCUCUGUGUCUUAUCCCUUCUCAUCUCCCCUCCACCUCCAGUUAGCUCCAAGGUCUUGUGGGGAUGGCUCUCCCUGGCAGCCACCUACGGACCUUUCUGGACUCUCAAUAGAGGAAGUGUCUAAAUCGCUGAGGUUUAUUGGCCUAUCAGAAGAUGUCAUAUCAUUUUUUGUUACAGAGAAAAUUGAUGGCAAUUUACUGGUUCAGCUUACAGAAGAAAUCUUGUCUGAAGACUUUAAGCUAAGCAAAUUGCAGGUUAAGAAAAUACUGCAGUUCAUUAAUGGCUGGCGGCCCAAGAUGUGAUGCCAACUAGUUAUUGGUGAAACUGUACGAGAUGUGCGUGAUGCACUUCAGCUAGUACAUCACUUCCUGUUUUUUGCACUAUAAGCCCUUCCUGUAAAUAGUAGUAGAAAAAUUCUUACUAUGCAGAUAACCGUUUUUGAGUGGUGAACAGAUUUUUUUUUUGUAUGUCAAUAAUAAAGGUGGCAGAGGUGUGCCUUGCGCAUCCCUGAACAUUCAACAGCUGCUAAAAACUGGACACUAAGGGAACUUUUACUCUGUAGUCUGUUAAGACUUUGUUGUAUUUAUUACUGAACAAUCUGAUGCUGAAAGACACACACCAAUCCAGUUUACAGUUUUGUGUUAACUGCAAAAAAAAUGUAUUUCUUACAGGAUUAUUUCUGUUCAAAUAAUAUUUGGCAACAUGCUGUGACUUCUUUCUGUUUCUGUUAACAAAAAGCAUAUUUAGAUAUACAAAACCAUUUUGACACUACAUCUGAAAAUGUUAGGAAUUGCUGUGAAGUGCCACUAAUACACUAUUCUUGCAGCGUAUUUUUAUUAACAAUAUCCUCCUGACUACCUGUAAUGUGGAUACAUUUUCCAUGUUACUUUGAGCAAAAAGAGUUAAGCAAGACUCUUGUUUUAAAAACAUUUAACUCAUUGCCCAGAGGGGAGGGAAAAAGGGGGAUAUUCCUACUGAGCCACCCUGCCCUGGCCAAUUAAAAGUUUAUGACCUGUAGAUUUCAAACGUUGGUAGUCAGAUGGCUGGAGUAAGGAGCACAACUUCUGGUUGUGCAGCUUUCUCGUGAGAAAGGCAAUUCAGUGCAUAGGCUCUUCCUUCGGCAGAUGCUGCCUACGGCAGUGGGCUGCUAGUACCACACUUGCUGUAGCCUUGCUCUGGCGAAAGGGAACCCCUUGUAUUUCCUCUGCUGCUGGUAUGACCAUCUGAAAAUGCACUCAAUGUGCUGUUCUGUUCCUGUGGUCGGAUCUGUGUGGGAAGGUGAUAAUACUCCUGUAGGAUGCCUUUGAAAUAAAGAAGUAGCAUGGCAGGGAGCAGAAACAGCAUUUGGCAUGCUGGUAAGAGGGGACCAAGUGAGGGUUUGGGCUAAGUCCUGGGAAAACCUUGUGAUGUUUAAGUUCACCUGUCUUGUUUGCAGCAGGCUAGGAGGACGUGAGUAUCAAAAGUAGGAGGGACUGUAGAAUUGUGAGAUGUGCUAGUGCAUUUGCCCAUCUGCAAUAGAUGAAAGAUGCCACACACAAGUAGCAGUCAAAAGGGAGCACAGAGAUGGGAAGGGCACAUUUGGCUUCCCCGGAGACCUUUCAAAUUUAACUGCUCAGAAGGCUAGAUACAGGAUUAACUUUUGACAGUCCUUUGCUGAUUUUCUGUGCUUGGCAGAGCUCUCCAAAGUGUGUCUGAAUAACCCCAGGAUCCUCUGCUUUUGUAAUUCUGAAUGCAAGAAUUUGUGAUGGUCGUCAGGAACAUGUCUGAGACGUCCAUCCUCAGCAACUGUGUGUACCCACGAUCCUCAAGAGCUGUGGAGGCUGGAGCAGCUUCACCUGCUGCUGAGCAGACCUCUCACAAGGGUGACAGCUUCGCCUGCCUUUUUUACCUUUUUGAACUACAAAGAUUCUCUCUCCAUUGUAGGGCACAUAGUGGGAGCAUCAAGAGAAAACAACGAGGGGGGGGAAAAGGAGGCUGAUUUUGCCCGUUUUCUCAACCAGAUCGAUAAAUUAAAAAUAAUUUAUUUGCCAAUGGAGUUUUCUGUUGCCUGGGCGAAUUUCAUGUCAUGUCUUCAUGCUGAAGCCAGGAUACAUCAUUUGUCUUACAAUAAUGCAAACCGCCAGUUCUCAGCCAGAGAGCAAAGCCCAAUUGAUGUGGGUAUGAGAAAGCAGUCAGCCAAAAAAUGUCCCAAUAGAAAAACCCCGUGAGUUCAUAAUCCUGCUCUUUUUAUUAAUGUAUUGACUUGUAGCAACAGAUGAAUAGCUUUCUCCAGAUGCUUUAAUUAGUGUCCUCAAAUAUUUUAGCUGCAAGUAUGAAUAAAUGAAAUUCGAACACUGUUCAGAUGUCUGUGUUUGUUGGUAGGCACGUGAAGUUGAAGUAAAUCACAUUUUAACCUUCGCUAUGCGAAAUGGACAUUCGAAUUUGACAGGGCCAAAUUUUAAAUCUCAUAGAAUUAUUAAGGUUAGAAAAGAUCUCUAAGAUGAAGUCAAAUCAUCAAUGCAAUACCAACAUGCCUACUGAAAUCGUGUCCUGAAGUGCCACAUCUGCACGUUUGUUUAAUACCUCAGGUGAUAGUGACUCUACCACUUCCCUGGGCAGCAUGUUCCCAACACUUCAUCACUCUUUCAGUAAAGAAAUUUUUCCUAAUAUCCAAUCUAAACCUCCCCUGCUGCAACUUGAGGCCAUUUCAUCUUGUCCUGCUCUUCUACUCGUUGAGUACCAGUCUUCAUUUGGCUUGGCUUGGCUUAUUAAUUCCACAUUAAAAAAAGUAAAAUAUCUUUCCCACUUGAAAAAAAGAAGAGAUUGAAGUCUUGGUAAUAUUAACAUUAAAUAUUUUGGAUGCCCCCAGGAUAUUAACAUCCCUGAGAAAACAGUGUUCUUUGAGUAUGGAUGGAUACUUAUUCUGUUAUCAAUGCUUGGAAUGUUUUUUUCUUGCAAACAGCCUAGUGGAGUUUGCAUUCAUGACUGUGCUGCAUUAACAUCACAUAUGCAUAGACCAAUAUACGACUGUCCUGUUGAAAGGCCCAGAAUGUGCAAUGUUUUACAGAUCCUGUAUGUGAAAGUACAGCUAAAACCUCUAAUUGCAAAUUUUCUGUUUAUGUCCUUCCAGUUGUCUUGUUCUGGCUUAGUGCAUUGCUUACUUAUUUUUAUGCGUAAUGUGUCAGCAUUUGACCUUUUCUUUUGCCGUCAGCAGCGUAUCACCUUGAUUUUCCAAGCCUUUUUUAUCGUCUUAUGUGUUCUUAACCUCUGUGUUGUGUGAAUUAUGUGACUGCCAUGCUCAGCCACCUGCUGUGAUGCCCAAGUUGGACUGAAGCCUCUGCUCUGGUGAAAUCAAGAGAGUGAUGAGCAAACCAGGCAGCUGGAAUGUGGUGGCUCAGCCUCUCCACUGCUGAUACAGUGGUAGCCGGAUACAGCAGCACUGUUGCUGAUGGGAUCUAAUGUAUUUGCUUUCUUCUUGAGCUUCACUGCCAUAGUGUUAGGGGGUCAGGACCAUCUGUGGCGCUGUAGAAGGCAGUCUGAACAAGGCGGACUGAUGUGAACACAUUAGUCUCACUGGAAGUCCUUGGCAAUAAGGGGAUGGUGGCACCUUUGAAAUGGGGCAGGAGCGGUGGAGUCCCUCAGGCUUUAGCAGAGAACCACACAGUCUCUUUAGAAGGAUGCGUUGUAAAACCUAGAGACUUUGAUCUGUAAAAGUUUACAAAAUGCUGCACCGCUUAGGGUACUUUGAGAGUGGAGGGUUACUUCAAUGUUUCCUACUGUGAUUAUUAAGUGUCUGAAAGCUCUGGGGAAUAUCUGUGAUAUGGACUUUUUAUCAGCUGAUGUGAAUAGGAGGAGACAGCACUCAGCAUUUGAUAGGACUUGCAAACCAUACUAGCAAAACAGACAGCACCCAGCCACGGGCAUGCUCCUCGGGGGUUCCCUUGCUGCUGAACUCUUGAAGUGGGUUCUUGCCUGGUUUUGUGCAACCCAACCAGCCUGUGCAAUGAGUGAUCCCAAACAGCUCCCAAGAGCAGCUCGGAGGUUAGCAAUGGGUGAAACCAGCCUCGUUUUGGAGAAUAAUGGGGUUAAAGCACGUUGAUGCAAGCUGUGUUGGCUGUCCUUGGGGCCUGAGAGUGGGCUCUGGCCCAUUUUUUAACAGACAUAUAGCCACUGAGUUCAGACAGCGUGUGUUGUGCUGAAAUGGGCCUAAAAUCUCUUACUUUUUGGAGGCAAUUUACUAAAAUAAGCUGAUUCUAACCUUGGAUUUCUUUCCUCAGAUUUUGUAAAUGUAAGGCCUAUGGUGCUUAUUUAAUUACCUGUGUUCUGAAGCUGUGUGUUUCCUCAGGGUUUUUGUUUGUCUGAGGAUUGCAAUAGCAAAAAAAACCAGGUGUGCCGUUUGGUAUGGAGCUGUCUGUUUGUCCUGCGCCAGGAAACACAUCCUUUCUAUGCAACAAUCAUGUGAUGGUGCAAGGACUGAUGCUGCCUUCAUCAGUGGUGAAAGCUGGAUUCUGACAUGGGUUCUUCUCUAGAAGUGGACACAGAAUUGGCGUGGGGGGACAGGGAGGAAACUUGAAGGGAAGUACAGGUUUCCUUUAAACGCUCGUUGUGCCUAGGAUUAAGAUUCUUUGUGUUGCUACCUGGUUAGCUAACCAAAGCUGUACUGAAAUCAACUCAAAGUGCAUAUUUACAUUCUUAUUCUUGCUGUAUUGUAAAAAUUGCCCACAGCUAGAAACUUAGAGACUGAAAACAUUUGAUCCAUCCAAAAUUCAAAAGAAAAUGUAUUUCAAAGUGUUCUUUGCAGCUUGAAGCAGGAGUUUGAAGUAACUGUGUAUUACAUAGGGUUUUUUCCAAUACAACAGUUUUACUUGCAACUUGCCACAACAGCUUCAGGAGAAACAACAUAAAUAGUGAGGCUGUCUCAAAACCCACUGUGUUUCAAAUCUGUCUAUAAAUACUUGAAGCGUUUUCUCUGUUUUCUUCUUGAAUCAAAUCCUUCAUCAUCUCCCCACUAAAUAAAGUGUGCUGGCACCAGCUACUUGCGUGCUGCCCAGCGGGAUACCUGCCUGCAACACAGGUCAGCAAUAUCCUGCCUGCGGGCCAGACAGGGAAUAUGCCACACUACUAAAAAGCCUAACACCAGUCCUGUGUGAAAGGACUAGGGCUUAGUCCAGCUCUCGUAGUUCCUCUUUUCAAUGCUUUGAAAUCACAGCACUCCCAUAUACAGGCUAGAAGGUACGAAUGAAAUCUUAAUGGAAGUGAAGGACCUUGUAUUUGUGGUAUUAGGGGUGGCAGGGCAGUAGGGAAAUGCAGGCCCCUUGUAGACACCUAGCAAUAAAUGACUCUUCAUUUCUUUUGUCUUAAACUCCUAGUAGUCCAGGAGUUGUUCAGACUUUACCGUUUCUGUGUGUAAUAAACAAAUUUUCAGUGUGAAGAUCUGCAGAAUGAUUCUCCUGUCUUAGACAAUCUUCUGAAUUAUAUUAAAAAUAUCUGUUAGUUCUUAGCUCUUUAGAUUCACUUUGGGUAGAUCAAAAAAGUAACACUUGGGGGAAAAAAUAAGAGAAAGCCUCAAUACUUUGGCUUAGUAAAUUUCUGUUUUGAAACGAAGCAUGUUUUUUGUGGAAUUAUGUGCUGUUUUGGGCUUUUGUGUAAAAGGCUGAAGGCAGAUUAUUAUUUAAACCAGGUGCAAAUAAAUAUUCCUGUAAUGUAUAUGAACAAAUCUAAACCGUGUAUUGUAAGUACAUAAACUGUAUAUUAAAGACACUAUUUUCAUGAUAUUUCAAACAUGUACAGAAUUCAUUGUACUAAGUUGGUUGGGUUGCACAUACUAUAUAAAAUGGUUGGGUUUCAUUUAGUAAUUUCACUGACUUAUUCUCUUGCUCAUCUCAGUGUAACUCAGAAAUAACCACUUCUCAAAUACCGAAUUCACUAAGUAAGAUUGGAAUAAUUGAGAGAAGCAAUCAGGCUUUUGCUUUUAACUUCUGAAGACACGUUACUUUUUCUUGUCUUGUAAUUUCAGUUGAUCCCCUUCAGCAAGAGUAUCGAGCUGUGUGUUCCCCAAAGAAUUUGUUGUCAGACAGCUUUCCUGUCUCCAGCAGACAUUUACCUAAAACAUUAUUUUCCUGAGCCCCGAGUCUAUUAUUUUUGUUUUAGGGCAAUUUAUUCAAUUGUAAUUUGGAAAUACUUUUUAUGCGCAAGUAUUUCUGCUGUGCAAAAAGCUUCUGAAGCAUUUAUUGGGUGGAAAGAAAAUUAGAGACAAAACAAUAUUGUGCUCUAGGUUGUCUCUUCACUUUUUCUCAAUAUUGGCAUUAGAGGGAAAGGUUAGCUCCACGACCAUCCACGUGUCAUGCAGAUAAGUUGCUGUUGUGCCGAAUUCCCGUUGGAUUGAAGCUUCAUUUGCUGAUACUAUGCCAAAAGAAAGUUCACCCUAGCACAACAGUAGUUGCAGAGGGUUUUAUGGAGGGAUUUAUUAAUAUGUAUAUGAGAAAUAAAGCAGGACAGAAUCUGCCACAGUGGUUUCCAUUGGAUUUGAGACAGAUGGGAUUUACUCGCCUCCAACCCUCCCAUCUGGGAGAGGGGAGAAGUGCGUGUGGAGGUAGGAUGUGCAUCAUGUUGAGGGGGGAACAGAGAAAAGCAGAAUUGCUUUCACAAGUUAACAAAAAUCUCAUUCACCGUGAGUGGGGCUGUCUAGUGAACAACUCUGCUCAGCUUUUCAAAGAGGAGAAAGGAAAAUAUUUAAGUUUUUGAAUGGUCUAGUCUAUUUGGCUCCAGGCUGAGUGGAAGUGUCUGCGGGAAAGUAUUUGAUGCGUGAAGAGGAAAGGAAGGGCUUUAGCCCAAGUCAAAAACUCCUGUCUCCCUAUCAGAAAAGUGCUCUUCUAAGGCAGAUGGUUUCUGUUUGUUUGUAUUGUAAUAGUCAUUGAGCCUGACAUAAAUCUGUCUGACUCUGGUCACUAUGGCUACCUACAAAUAUGAAUAUAAGGAAUACAGACAGGGGAGGGACCUGAAAAUGCAUCUCUUCUCUUUGGGAAAUCCAAGCUUAAUGCUUAUGAACAUGCCACUCCUCUUGGUGUGAUACGUUCACUAGUUAGACCUCCCCUAGAUUUGUUAGGCAUGUAUGUACCUUGUUCUUCUCACAGGGGCUCCUGUCCCUGAAUUGAGUUGCUCUGGGAUUUGGGAUACUGAGAGAUCCUGAUGUUCUGCUUCUCGACUAAUCACUGAAGUCCUUAGUUGCAGCAGGCUGUGCUAGCUCAGGUCAUCACUAGCUUGGGGCACUCUACACCGCACUCUGUUGCCCAGGUAUAAACAUGCUUUAUGUCACCAGAUGCACACGUCAUAUGCAACCACUUUCUUCUGUGUAAACCUGCAGACCUGGGCAAAGCUCUCCUGAUCUUCCUUUGUUUCUUGCCAAGAGCAGAUCAAAGAAUCACAGAAAAUUGUUUGGGUGGAAAGGGACCUUUAAAGGUUGUCUAUUUCAACCCCCUCUGCAAUAAGCAGAGACAUCUUCAACUAGGUCAGGUUGCUCAGAGCCUCGUCCAACCUGACCUUGAAUAUUUCCAGAUGAUGGGAUCUGCCAUUGCAGAACAAAUGGAAAAUCUGAGCUGCUCAGGCAUUUGCCCUAGCUGAUUUUUCCCAUGAAUGCCUGCUGGACCAUUUCCCCAGCAGCCUUUUUCCCAUAGCAGCAUGAUUUCUAGGGCUUCCCUUGACACCCCUUGCUAACCACUGCCUCUGCCUCUAUGGGCAGAUGCUGGAAUGGCAGCUCUGGUUGUUGUGCAAAAACUUGAGAUUAAUUGUAUUCUGUAUAUAGAUUUAUUUAUUUUUUUCUUCUCUUGCUUGUGGCUGUCACACUCAGCAAAUAUCAAUUUUUGUUGAAAGUUUUUAUGUUUUUAUUCAGUUGCCUGGAUCCAGUGUUCCUCCAUUCUCAGGACAGUGUCGCUAUUCGUUUUCACUCAGCACAAUGAAGAGCUGACACGAAGACUGAUUUUCAGAAGGUGGUGUCUUCUCCCCAUUCUUGCUAUCAGAUUCCAAAGGUGCAAAGCUCAAGAUGGGUAAGCAGGCUGCAGCAAUGUAUGUACAGAAAUAUGACCCAAAUCUUUAUUUAUUCCUCAACAUGACCUCAAAAGUACUUGACUCCUGAGUGGGACAAAAGGAAUUUGAUGCCAAACGUGCUUUGGAUUAAGUAAAAACCAUUCCUCACAAAGAGUCUAGGGCAGGAGGAAGAAGAAUAAAAGGAAAGAAAAUAGGGAAGAAAGAGAAAAGAUAUUUAAGGUGCCAAGUCUAGGGAGUUGGCAAUGAAGCAGAAAGAUGUGUCCUUUUGUUUUGUGUGGCAGUGGCUGCUGUAGUACUUGUAUGUGCCACACAGUGUCAGACUGGCCCACAGCCACAGAAGAUGAAACCAGCUGUAGGGGUUGCAGAGGAUGAUACAUGAGCUGAGGGAUCUCAUUAGGACUUUCUGCCAACCCCAUAGAAGCUCUGCCAUGAGAAGGAGCUGUUUUAAUUGCACUGUUGCUAUUCUAUUAUACAGUAUUGACAAUUGUUCUUAAUGAAUAUGGGGAUCAGCGAGGCAGGUCUCCAGGGCUGGGUUUCCAGUAGAUUAGUGCAAACAGAAAGCAGGAGGAAACUCUAAUUGGUUGACACCGUAAGAACUGGCAGAAGUUCUGGCAGUGCUCUGAAGAACUACAUAUAUCUUGGCUGGCCUUAUCUGUUUAACUGCAGCUCUGCAAGCAGGAGAAAUGUAUGACAGCUAGAAACUACUCUAAAUGCUAACUCGGUAUAGCCUUUGCUCUUGAAGAAUGAAGCACAGCCCAUCCUUUUAACCAGCCCUCCAGGUUCCUCCUGAAGUCAAUGCAGGGGAGAGGGUUUAUCCUUCAAAAAGACUGGAAAAUCAUACUGGAUUACUAUUUCAUAGAAUCAUAGAAUGGUUUGGGUUGGCAGGGACCUUUAAAGACCAUCUAAUACACCACCAUCCUUCACUACAUCAGGUUGCUCAAAGUAAGAGUCCAACCUGACCGUGAACACUUCCACUCAUGGGACAUCCACAACUUCUCUGGGUAAUCAUCUGUUCCAGUGCCCUACCACUCUCAUCAUAAAAAAAUGUCUUCUUUAUAUCCAAACUAAAUCUGUGCUUUUUCAGUUCGAAAACUAUUGCCUCUUUUUCUAUCACUACAGGCCUUGGUGAAAAGUUUGUCUCCACCUUUCUUACAAGACCCCACUCUGUGUUGAAAGGAUGCAAUAAGGUCUCCCUGCAGACUUCUCUUCUCCAGGCUGAACAACUCCAACUCUCUCAGCCUUUCUUCAUAGAGUGAUGCUCCAUCCCUCUGAGCAUUUUCAUGGCCCUGAAAUUUCUCCUUUUACAAACAAGUCAAUGAAACUGCUGCAGAGCUGAGACUGCUCUGUCUACAUCUAUCCCACAUAGGUCUCUGGUUGCUCUUGCCUUACAAUUGAUUGCUCAAACUUUUUUUGUCUUCUGCUUCCUGUAAUGGAAGGCAAUGAUAGUUAAAUGCUUUUCUCUUACCUGUCUAGUAAGCUUUCCACUAAGACUUCCUUCCUGACUUCAAAAGAAGGGCACGUACUGUUCCUUCUUUUGAUUCUUCUCUGCUGCAGCUGGUUUACUGAAAAAAAAAAAAACCAGUGUCAUUUCAUAUGGUCUCCUGUGUCCAUUUUUCGCUUUAUAGAAUUCUAUCUGAGCUUCUUGUGCAAUGCUAAAACUGGGACUUGGAAAGUGAGCCUCCAGUGGGAGUAUGGCAGGCCAAGGUUAAAAAGCCCACUAAUUAAAAAAGCAACAAACAGUACAAAUCCAUUUUUUUCAGCUGGAAAAACCCAGCACAUCCUUUCAUUCUGUCACCCUCCUCUGCUACCGCUUGGCCUUCGGAGACUGCGUGCCUCUUGCUAGGGGUGAUGGGGCAGUUGCAGGGGGUAGGGUGGCUGCCUCUGGUCCUAUGCAAAGCCCUGCAGAGCCACGUUCAUCAUGUCCAGGCAAAACAUCCAACCCUUUUUCUGCCCUGCUUCUGUUUUCUGCACCCGUCUUGCUCCAAGUGUUUUAGUCUUUGAGCUUCCAUAGCAUAUAAGCUUGGUUUGGCUUCUACCUUGCCUGCAGAACCUGAAGGAAUCAGGUAGGGUGAUAUCCACUGAUAAAAGUGUGUAGCUAACAUUUAUAAAAUACCCCAUUGUUGUUGAGCAGUGAGACAUAAAGCUUGAGGUUAAUGCAAUUUCUUUUAUUCUUCUUCCCUGGGUCUUCAUGUGAAAAAUGAACCCAUCCCCAAGCCCAAUAUACAGCAUGAUAUUUCUCCUUCUGCUGCCCUAAAAGUAGUUUGGUUACUUCCCCACUCCGUGAAUUACUGAGACGCUUUCAGCUACUGUCUAACUGUACAGAGUACCCUUUGCUAAGUAUGCAUAACGUCACUUAUAUUCAAUAACUAGCAGCUGGAAUUUGAUUUUUGUAGCUUAUCCAGAAGGCUUGUGUUCAGAUUUCCUUAACCCAGUGGUUUUACAAGAAAAUUGAGAUAUCUAUUUAAACUACGUAGAUUGUCCAUGAAAACUGGUGUCAUUCUUACUGAUGGCUUUACUCAGAGAAGAACAAAGCCCAAGUAAAAGGAGUUAUAUUUAGGCUGUAGGUUCUUAAUUCUUAAGCUUGAAAUCUCAGAGCUGAUUGUGAGCCUGCCUGGAGCCAUGAAUUUCCAUAUACAAGAUGCAGCUUUGAAAUCUUUUUCAAAGUCUUAUAUUUGAACUAUGGAAAAGCAGAGAUGAGAAGACAGUUUCUAAAGGAGAGAGGAGAGGCUUCUGUGUUGCACUGUGCCUUUCAUCUCCAAACACAAAGGACCAACAUACAGAAAAAGUCAGAGUAAGCCGAGCUGCAGCAGCUCAGCCUGAGGCUGCAGCCUGGUGUUGCCUCUCUUGCAGCAGCCCCAAGCAAAGAGCCUGGCGAGGGAAUGAGAACAGGACAUGCGAGGAUAUUUGCUGGAAUUGCUUUCCAUCUCCAGGGAUCUACAUCUCAGGGGUUUUCAGAAGCAGAAGUGGUACUUUGUAUUUAAAAGUCACUGACUUCACUAAUGAGUUUCUAAGUUUCCUGCCAAUACACCAGUUUUUACCUGCAAUUUAUGUUGGAUUAUAUUCUGAAGCGCUAAGCAAAACUCAAGAUUUUAGGAAUUGAUGCAUUUAAAUACCCCAGUGCCACCAGUAAAACAGUACCAGCUCAUUGUGUUUAUAAACCAUACAUGACUCUGCCUCUGCUAUUUUAGUUCUUGCAUGCUUUUCCAAGGUGUUAAAACUUCCUGUUGGUACUCACAGAGCUUGAGAUUCAUGCAGUAACCUGAGGAGCAGGUUAAAGCUUAAGAGAUGCUUGUUUCUGACUGGCUAAAAAAACCCUAAACCUCCCAAUUCUCAAGGGGUUCAGUUUUCACCCAUUCAUCUGUGGGGAUCUGAGGGAAAUAUGCCCAAAAACCAAGGAACAAAGUGAAUUUUGUCUUGGACCCAAACCUCAGCAUUUCCUAAGUUCUGUGUGAAACCAAUCUUAAUGCAUGGGUUUCUGCAUUUAUUUCUCAGACUAAAUUUGCCCUGAAUUGACAUGGGAUUUUUAGAAGCCAGAAGAGAUUCCAGUCAAGAAACUAAUAUAAUGUUCAUCAGCAAAAUUUGACCCAAGGCAUUAUCAAACCUUUUACACCUGUGUUAUAUAUCAGAAAAAUACUUACCAGAGAGCCAUUCUCUAUAACAGCCACUGCUUAUUAUUCUGCAUUUUGCCAUAAGCCAAAUUCAUAAAUGCAUUUUUAAUUGAUGUAAUGGAAGGCUUGGUAUUUUUUUGGGGGAAAAAAGUAACUAUAAUUCCUUCAAUUAUGCUGAAAUGUUUCAGAUAAUCUUAAAUAAAUGUCUUCUAGAAGGCUUUGCUAUUUCUUCGUUUUUAAUACCAUAAGCUAUUUCAGAAGGAAGCUUUUCGUAAGUCAGGAAAUCAAUAAA